Molecule: messenger RNA, 753 nt
Organism: Aspergillus udagawae
Lineage: Eukaryota; Fungi; Ascomycota; Eurotiomycetes; Eurotiales; Aspergillaceae
Exons: 1
Coding region: 1-753 (250 amino acids)
Biological process (GO): transmembrane transport
Molecular function (GO): transmembrane transporter activity
Source: RefSeq, a predicted model, not a curated record
AUGGAUAUCCCUAAUAACGACCACAUUGGCAACAGGCGAGAGCUUGUCAAGGUUAUCUUGAUGCGGCCGGCGCGACUAGGCGUCACAGAGCCCAUUAUCAUACUGGUCUCAAUCUUGAGCGCUUCAGCAUGGGGGAUGAUGUAUCUCUUCACGGAGUCAUUCUCAGUGGUCUAUAGCGAGUUUGGCUGGAGUUCGAGGGCAACCUCGUUACCUUUCAUAGUCCUGUUCCCCGGCAUUCUUGCUAGCGGCUUAGUGCGGUUCUGGGAUCAUCAUCAACUGAACAAAAGGCAGAAGGGAGGAAUAUCUCCCGAACCAGAGGACAAAAUCGGUGGAUUUGCCAUUGCCGCUCCAGCCCUUGCCAUCGGGCUCUGGAUCUUUGGCUGGACCGUUCCCCCUCUUGUCCAUGUGCCGUGGAUCGCGUCGAUGUUCGGCCUGGUGUUGAUUGGUUUUGCGGCGACCGAAUUCUCAUAUACCCUCAGUGGCUACAUCGCCGACGCGUAUACCAUUUACGCUUCGACGGGUCUCGCGGUAGUUUCAUUUCUGCGCGGCAUUGCAUCGGCCUGCAUGCCCCUGUUUGCGUAUCCGAUGUAUUCGGGGCUCAGAUCAAAUGUCGCUACCAGCAUCAUCGCCGCUGUGGCGACCGUAUUCGCCUUUACGCCCUUUCUGUUCCUGAAGUUUGGAAAGCAGCUGAGGCAGAAGAGCCAAUUUGCACGAUACAGUGCGGACGUCAAUGAGCAGCAAGGGGGAAACUGA